AUGCCAUCAAAAUCUCUUCUACCUUUGUGGUCUACGACUCCAAGAAUUGUCCAUAGAUCAAGAUGCUCACGCGAAUGAACGCUAGGCUGCGAACUGCGCCAAUUUGUUCCACCGCACACAAAUUUACAAGUCGACGGUGGCCCAAGACAGCCAUGGCUUAUGACUUAUGCUGUUGGAAAUAUUGAAGCCAUCAUAGUAUCAUGAUCAUCACAUUGCACUUAGGGUGCCUUGCUGGUAUCUUGGACGACCAAUACUGCCGAUGCGUGUCGAUGUUCUCGUAGAGCAUGUGGCGACACAUAUCUUCGCGCCUGAGGAUAAGCUGGACCGAAGCUUGGACCGCAAGAUGGGUGCCAGCAUAGCAUCUAUUGGCUCGCACUCCGCUGGGACCUUGUCAGCUGAUGUCCAGCGCAAGGUAAGCAAGACCAUAUGCGCCGGCUGUCAUGUUGCACUAGACGGCACAGCCGACCUGGUUAACGCGAAAUCUUUGCGAUUCACUUUGAGAUCGCUUGUCCAGCGGAUGGCGUUGAGAUGUGUAACCACAGAUCUUCGCAAGGACUUUCAUGGACCGCAUUGUAGGGCGAUGGCGGAUCCUAGCAGCGGCAAUACGAUACUUUGUCAGCUAUGUGAUGUGCUGGCCUUUUGUCCGCAGUGCGGUGCGAUGUUUCGUGUGUUGCGUGGUGCUUGUCGUGCCUGCGUGUCGUCGUCUUGCUCAUGGUGUGGCGCGGUAUUUCGUGUGUUGCGUCGUGCUCGUCGUGCCUGCAUGUCGUUCUCGUCGUCAGUCUUCUGCUGCUCAGCCUCUACCUCUGCCAGGCGCUCGUUGUGCCUCGAUUCUCGUUGCCAGUAGGCAACCGUUGCGUUGUUGGACGUCAUCACAUACGGCGACUUGCAGGUUCUUGGCACGAUGCUGAAAGAUGGCAAUGGAGAUCUAGUUCGCUUGUGCCCUGGCAAGCGACGGACAGUCUCAAUCAAGAUGACGGACUGCCUUCCUCAGCUCGGCAUGGUCGUGUUGUUUCCAGCAGACGGGAUUGCCUCGCGGGUCCUUGAGUAAGUCAUAUGCGUCCUUGUAGUGAUGAGCAGCGCCGAGAAUAGCAAUCCACUGCGUGUUGGUUGCCGCGUUUGUUGGCCACAGACACCGAACUUUGCGAGUGGAUCAACCAGC
Messenger RNA from Protomyces lactucae-debilis, 1159 nucleotides. RefSeq lists its product as uncharacterized. NCBI's taxonomy places the organism in Eukaryota, Fungi, Ascomycota, Taphrinomycetes, Taphrinales, Protomycetaceae. The coding region runs from base 260 to 844 and encodes 194 amino acids. The transcript has a single exon. The record is from RefSeq and is a predicted model, not a curated record.